AUGGGGAAAAUCGACGAUUUGACAGAGGAAUUUCACGGCGAGGUGGCGGAGCUGCGUAAUCUGGGGAAGGAGCGACACGAGGAAGUGACCGGACGAUUGGAUUCACUCGAUAAAAACACGGAGCUAAUCGCGAAUGUAGGACGUAUCUCAGAAACCUUAGCUCAAUCGACGGCGCAACAACGUUCUGAACCAAAUCCACGAGAGGAUUUCGCGUUACCGUCGAACGGCAUUCGCGAGGUACGUAACUCGUUCCCAGCUGAACCUGGAGGAAAUAGAAAUGUAGGUUAUCGGGGAAUCAACAACGUGUUGGAGAAUCGAAAUAAUAUGUUGAAGAAAGUAGAAUUAUUUCAGUUUUCUGGAUCUAAUCCGUAUACUUGGAUCAAUCAAGAUAAGAGGUUCUUCCGUUUGGGGAAUUACAACGACACGGAAAGGCUAGAGCUGUUAUUCAUCACGCUGCAAGGUCCUGCGCUGAAUUGGUUCAACAGAGAGAUGAAUAGAGAUCCAUUUCGUGAUUGGGUUUAG
This is a messenger RNA of Microthlaspi erraticum, 522 nucleotides long. Lineage: Eukaryota; Viridiplantae; Streptophyta; Magnoliopsida; Brassicales; Brassicaceae. The record is from the annotation of a GenBank genome assembly.